Molecule: messenger RNA, 393 nt
Organism: Microbotryum saponariae
Lineage: Eukaryota; Fungi; Basidiomycota; Microbotryomycetes; Microbotryales; Microbotryaceae
Source: the annotation of a GenBank genome assembly
AUGCAGGUGCGGGUUGCCAUGUUAUCCGUCCCAGAACCCUUGCUCCGCAGAACUGCCGGUAACUUUAUUGUGGCCGUCGCUCUGAUCCAAUGUGCAUACAUCGCGAGGAGUUUCUACGUGCCGGUACGUCAUGAGGCUCAUCGCCGCAUGCGGUCGCGGCAACAUAGUAGCAUGCUAAUGCGGUUCUCCAUCGGCCAGACACCCCGCGAAAGGCAAAUCGAGCUCAAAAAAUUGCUCGACAGCGUGGAUACGAAGCUUCGUGGACUGGAGACUCGUUAUGAAAGCAAGGGGGAGAACGGGACGAGGCGGGUGAAGUCUAAGCGGGAUCUUUCGUAUGCACUUUGGCAGAAGCUGAAAUACACCCAAGAGACCGGACUGUGUCUGAGCUUGUGA